AGAAGAGUGACUUCCGGAAUCUACUGACGCACAUCCUGGAGUGCUAAUGUUAGCUUGAAGCUGGUGGUUGGUCGGACAGUGAGGUGUCAGGCAUGUAUGCCCCCGGGAAAUACAGCUCACGGGGCCCUGCUCUCAUCCCUCGGAUGAAAACCAAGCAUCGCAUAUACUACAUCACUCUCUUCUCUGUGGUGUUGCUUGGAUUAAUUGCCACUGGGAUGUUUCAGUUCUGGCCCCAUUCCAUUGAAUCCACAGCUGACUGGACUCUGGAUAAACGCAGUGUCCAUGAUGCACCUCUGGUUCGCCUUACUGCUUCCAGCCCUAUUCCUGAGAGAGGUGACCUCAGCUGUCGCAUGCACACUUGUUUUGAUGUGUACAGAUGUGGCUACAAUCCCAAGAAUAAAAUCAAGGUCUACAUUUACCCUCUGCAGCGGUUUGUAGACGAUCUGGGGGUUCCCAUCAGCAACACUGGACUGUCUCGAGAAUACAAUGACCUGCUCAGUGCCAUCUCAGACAGUGAUUUUUACACUGAUGACGUCACCAGGGCUUGUCUUUUUAUCCCGUCUAUUGAUGUGCUGAAUCAGAACUCUCUGCGCAUCAGAGAGACUGCUCAGGCUUUUGCUAUGUUACCAAGAUGGGACAAAGGAAUGAAUCACCUCCUCUUCAACAUGUUACCUGGAGGACCCCCAGACUACAAUACUGCCCUUGAUGUACCCAGAGACAGAGUGGUGCUGGCUGGAGGUGGCUUUUCUACAUGGACUUACAGACAAGGUUAUGAUGUCAGCAUCCCAGUUUACAGCCCACUGUCGGCAGAUGUUGAGCUGCCUGAGAGACAGCCUGGGCCACGGCGCUACUUUAUUCUGUCUUCUCAAACUGCCAUCCACCGAGAAUACCGUGCUGAGCUGGAGCGUUUGAAGGAAGAAAAUGGAGAAGCAUUGCUCCUCCUGGACAAAUGCAGCAACCUCUCCCAGGGUGCUGCCUCUGCAAGGAAACGCUGCUACAAGGGGCAGGUGUACGACUACCCACAGAUCCUGCAGGAGUCUUCGUUCUGUGUCGUUCUGCGAGGAGCGCGUUUGGGUCAGGCUGCCCUCAGUGAUGUACUGCAGGCUGGCUGUGUCCCUGUCAUUCUUGCCGACUCCUACAUCCUGCCAUUCUCUGAAGUACUUGACUGGAAGAGGGCAUCGGUGGUUAUUCCAGAGGAAAAGCUAUCAGAAAUGUACACCAUCCUCAAGAGUAUUCCUCACAGACAAGUGGAAGAGAUGCAGAGACAGGCACGCUGGUUCUGGGAGGCCUACUUCAGCUCCAUGAAGGCUAUCGGCUUGACUACACUCCAGAUCAUCAAUGACCGCAUCUACCCAUAUGCUGCACGCACCUAUGAGCAGUGGAACAAUCCACCUGUGGUGAAGUGGUCCAGUGUGAACAGCCCUCUCUUCUUGCCACUCAUCCCACCAAGGGCACCUGGAUUCACAGCAGUGGUGCUGACCUACGACCGCGUUGAAAGUCUUUUCCGGGUCAUCACAGAAAUCUCCAAAGUACCCAGCCUGGCUAAGCUACUGGUGGUUUGGAAUAACCAGAACAAAAGUCCUCCUGAGGAGUCUCUUUGGCCAAAGGUCGGCGUUCCCCUCAAAGUCGUGCGGACCAAAGAGAACAAGCUGAGUAACCGCUUCUUCCCCUACGACGAAAUCGAGACGGAAGCCGUGCUGGCGAUCGACGACGACAUCAUCAUGCUGACAUCUGACGAGCUGCAGUUCGGCUACGAGGUAUGGAGGGAGUUCCCAGACAGGCUGGUGGGUUACCCGGGGCGGCUGCACCUCUGGGACCACGAGAUGGGGAAGUGGAAGUACGAGUCGGAGUGGACCAACGAGGUCUCCAUGGUCCUAACCGGAGCCGCCUUCUAUCACAAGUACUUCAACUAUUUGUACACAUACAAGAUGCCAGGAGACAUCAAGAACUGGGUGGACGCUCACAUGAACUGCGAAGACAUCGCCAUGAAUUUCCUGGUGGCUAACAUCACAGGCAAAGCCCCCAUAAAGGUGACCCCGAGGAAAAAGUUCAAGUGCCCCGAGUGUACCGCCAUCGAUGGACUGUCCCUGGAUCAGACACACAUGGUGGAGAGAUCCGAGUGCAUCAACAAGUUUGCGUCGGUGUUCGCCACGAUGCCCCUGAAGGUGGUGGAACACCGCGCGGAUCCGGUUCUCUACAAAGACGACUUCCCCGAGAAACUCAAGAGCUUCCCCAACAUCGGCAGCCUCUGACUAUCCAGUAACAGAUGUUUGGACCUGGUCACGGCCUCAAAACUCUGAACAGUCGUUACCACGGACGUCUUUUAAAUUGACAUCCUGACUCAAGUUGUACAUGCUCUUGUCACUUAUUUCACUCUUUUGAUUUUUAAUCGGAGUGCUUCAAGUGCAUUGUGUAUAAAACGAUAUAAAUGACCAAAAAAAAAACAAAAAAAAAAACGGUAACAUCAUGUGACCUUGUGACCUUUUACUGUUACUAUUUUGGAGCUGAACAUUUCUCCCACUCUGGAUUCAGUGUGUGCGUUGUGUGUAUUUAUACACACACACACACACACACGUUUAUAUAUAUCUAUAUAAAUAUAUGUAUAAUGUUUUAUUUCGUUUGCUGUCAAAAUAUGCCAUAGAUCAUAUUCUUUUAGCUCUGCUGUGUAAAAAGAAAAAAAGCUAACCCAAAAGCGUAGCAUUAUAUUAUUGUACAUGGUUCAGCUGCAUAGCGUAACAGUUACCGUGUGUGAUUGUGUUAACACGCAACGGCGGCUAACAGAUGACGUAUCCGAUUGGACUGACAAAGUUAGCCCCCAUAAAUCUAAUAUUUAGAGUGCGUACGUGCUAAUUUAAAAAACGCGAUGCCGGAGCUACUGGAACAUCUUGAAUUGUAAUUUUCUAAUGCCAGAGCAAGCCUUUUCUCGUCAUAUUUAUGUACGCCCGAGACGCAGUGGUGCUGAGUGAAGCGUCCACCAAGUUCUGUCAUGAGUUAUGUAGAGUAGGAGUAGCUGUUUGCCAUGCAUUUAAAGACCUACUAUAAUGUGAAUAAUAGACAACCACAAAAACCCACAUUUCUCUUAACAGAUAUGUACAGUAAGCGUUUGUUUUUUCUCCAUUUGUGUCUUUAUUUGUGUUCUUUUCAUUACUAGUUUUCCAGCUCCAGUGUUCACACACUGGAACACUGAGAGCAGCACAGUCUGGCCUUGUGAUGUUUUUAUUUGCCUUUUUUUAUUAUUAUUAUUAUUACUUUGCAAAGGUCAGAAGAAGUUGUUUUAAAUGUUUGUUUUCGACUAAAUUAAUGUAUCUAAUUGUGUAUAUAUAUAUAUAUAUAUAUAUAUAUAUAUACCUUUGUAAUAAUACAUGUUAAAUAAAGACCACACUAUUACAUGC
This is a messenger RNA of Solea senegalensis (Senegalese sole), 3392 nucleotides long. RefSeq names its product exostosin glycosyltransferase 2 (gene ext2). The record is from RefSeq and is a predicted model, not a curated record. Gene Ontology annotation, molecular function: glycosyltransferase activity. Gene Ontology annotation, cellular component: membrane. Bases 93 to 2252 code for a protein of 719 amino acids. The transcript is spliced from 15 exons. Lineage: Eukaryota; Metazoa; Chordata; Actinopteri; Pleuronectiformes; Soleidae.